AUUAUACGAUUCAGAAUAGCUAUGUUAACGCAUUUAAAAGUCAAUGAGCUGUUAUACGCAGCAAACGCUUGUUGCUAACCACGGCGGUAAAGUCAGUCCGCCCGUCUGACAUCUCGCCGGCGCGAGUGUAAGCAAGAGCAUAACUUUGGAUUGAGCAUUUUAAGGGGGUCCAGGGAGUUGUAUUGGCUGGUUUAGAUUAUUGAGGGGUUUACAACCCUCUCAUUCCCCGCAUAAUUUACACCCAUGAGUGUACGGUAGAUAUGAGAAAUAACAAUCUGCUCGAGACGUAGUAAAGCUCUGUCAGCGGGACAUGGUGUCUCGAGCUCGCAGUGGCGGGAUGAGCGAGCGAUUCCUAGGUGCUCUCGCGCCUUGACAUUAUUUUUCUCCUCAGAGAGGGUUGUGGCGCCAUCUGCCGUCGCUGUAUGUUGCAGCCGCUGCUCCAUCUUCUCUGUCUCUUCCUGCUUUCAGGAAUGGAGAAGUAGAGCAGGUUAGGCAGAAGCCUCUGCCAGAUGUACUUGGGAAAUGUUUUACACGCAGCUUUUCACUUUGAAACGUGGGCCUCUGGCCAGGAUUUGGCUAGCAGCACACUGGGAGAAGAAGAUCACGAAAAUGCACGUCUUUGAGUGUAACCUGGAGGCGACCAUCAAAGACAUUAUUUCCCCUGAGGUUAUAAUUGGCCUCAGGAUAUCUGGUCACCUACUUCUGGGGGUGGUACGGAUAUACUUUCGGAAGGCAAAGUACCUCCUAUCUGACUGCACAGAUGCUGUCGUGAAAAUCAAAGUGGCCUUUCGUCCAGGGCAGACAGAUUUACCCAGUGAGAGUCUGGAGGCUUCAUUUAAAGCCAUAACCUUGCCAGAGGAUUUCACCGAUUUUGAGUUACAGCUGCCCAAUAUCAGUGAUAUAGACUUUACAGAUCAUUUCACACUCAACCAGUGCAAGACAGAGGACAUUACCCUGAAAGAGGACUAUGGAAGUAGCUUCCAUGUACUGGAGUCUGAUUUUGGGGAUGAGGCUAAUUUUCAGGAAGGCAGUAUACUUGAUGGAAGCUUCCACAGCUUGGCUCCCAGAUGCGAUGGUUUUGGGGAUGAGGACACUGACUUCACCCUUCUAGAUUUGAUGGUGAAUUCAAAUGAGGAUGCCAUGCCCAUGGACGUUUUCUCAGUUGGCUUGAACAAUGAGGUCCCAGCAGCUCCACCUCCGACUGCUGAGCCGAAAGAAGCAGCAGAGCACCAGGAGACAGGAUCUGAGGCUGCCGAAGAACAUGCUGCUGUCAGUGAGACCAUUCUGCUGGAGAAUGAGGAGGAGGCGUUUGCACUUGAACCAGUGUCUGUCCUCUCCUCAACAGAAAGGAAAAGGGGGAAAUCCAAAAGACGGCUACUGGUGGAUUCUGUGAAGGAGCUGUCUAACGAGGCGAUUCGCAGACAGAUUGAAGACUGCUCCGACCUCCUGGUGCCAUUGAGCAUAGCACCACCCACACGUCAGCUCAUGGAGUGGAAGAUGACUGGAGGGGUGCACAGACUGUUCUGCCAUCUCUGUGUGCCUGUUAUACACCCACAACUCCAACAGCUAUUUCCCAGCAAUAUGAUGUCAAUUGAAUGGUGGAAAAGCCGGAGAGACAGGGAGCAAGACUGGGAGGAGAUGAGGGACCAGUCAGGAGUUAAUGAAAGCAUGCUGGCUGCUGAAAACACCGGCCUCCUAUCAGGGAUUUUGGAUCUGGACUCCACCAAACAUAGCCUUGAUCACCUGCCUCUGAUCGCCUCUGAAGAGCACAACUCAUCUCCAUCACAAUGCAACAGCAUGAAUGAAGAAAGUAGGACAGAAUUCACAUUCCCAGAAAUGCUAUCUGAAGUACUGCUUCCAAAUAUGCCAGACUCAAGUCAUACCCAGGAUUGGCCGGAGCAGUCUACAGUGAACAGUCAAGAUUUUGAGGAGAAGAUGAUGAACCACAGGACACAUCGCCUACUACACUUCCUCAGACAGAAUCAGCAGAGUAGUGGCAGUACUGUGUUCAGCCUGCAUGAGCUGUGCAAGGGGUGUAACCGCACAAUGGCUGCUACCACCUUCUUCUGCCUGCUGGUGCUGAAGAAACGGGGAAUGCUGGAGCUCCACCAGGAUACCCCCUAUGCUGAUGUCAUCGGCACACUCAGGCCUGCAGAGUAGAAGGCCAGACGCAUUGAUUCUGAUUUCACUUAAACUGUACUUCCACUCUGUGUAUGUGUUCUUUUUUGCCACAGUAAGCACUGUUGUAUUGUUCUAAGAACUUUUUUAAACACAUAUGACUUGAGGUUUUUUUAAUCACCAAACGCUAGAAAGUUCCUCUACAGAUGUUUUAUUAAAAUGAAAUUAAUCCUAA
Brienomyrus brachyistius is the source of this 2353-nucleotide messenger RNA. RefSeq names its product RAD21 cohesin complex component like 1 (gene rad21l1). NCBI's taxonomy places the organism in Eukaryota, Metazoa, Chordata, Actinopteri, Osteoglossiformes, Mormyridae. Gene Ontology annotation, biological process: synaptonemal complex assembly; replication-born double-strand break repair via sister chromatid exchange; mitotic sister chromatid cohesion. Bases 523 to 2160 code for a protein of 545 amino acids. The transcript is spliced from 14 exons. Gene Ontology annotation, molecular function: protein binding; chromatin binding. Gene Ontology annotation, cellular component: synaptonemal complex; cohesin complex. The record is from RefSeq and is a predicted model, not a curated record.